AUGUCUAGCCGCACAUUUUCCCACUCCGCCGAGUUCAAAGAGGUAUUUACAUGGACAUGCCUGAGUAUAAAAGACAAGACACCGCCGCAGUUUCCAUUCAGUCAAUGUGCAGUCCAAUAUCGCACAUGCUUUCGACACUCCCAUCCUCUACCGAUGCCUAUAAAAGCAAUCACGAAACUCCUCAACCUCUUAAUCCCACAAACAGCGAUGCGUGAUGUGCUAGAUAUUGCCAACCUGAGCUACAAAAGUAGCCUUAAUGGUCGCCAUGAUACGACAAAGAUGUCGAGGAGAACACACGGAGCUGGCGGAAUAGGUCAGCCGCGGCACGGAAGUGCUACUCAUGUUGCAUUGCCCUUUGAAAGUCAUGCAGGUAUAGGACAAAAGCCAAAGAUAGAUCAUGAAGAGGCCCAGCCUGAGACUUUGAGGCGGACCACACGCCGGCGCAUACCAACACGUCGUGCUGAGAAGCUUAUGAAUAAUGGAUUAUGGGUUAGACGCCUACUAAGAACAUCUCUUAAGGCCAAGGCAGCAAGGAAAAGACUAGCAAAGCGAGCGGGGACUGCAAAUAAGAAGGCCACCAUGUCCAUAAAUCAACGACCUAGCACUCACUCCCGUCAACCUCAGAAGCAAACUUUGGCUCAAGACAGCGGCGAUGAUGACGAUGACGAUUUGCCCUCAAUCGAGGAGCUUUACAAAAAGAGUCAAGAUAGGGCGAGAUGA
Fusarium poae is the source of this 720-nucleotide messenger RNA. RefSeq lists its product as uncharacterized. Lineage: Eukaryota; Fungi; Ascomycota; Sordariomycetes; Hypocreales; Nectriaceae. The transcript has 2 exons. The record is from RefSeq and is a predicted model, not a curated record. The coding region runs from base 1 to 720 and encodes 239 amino acids.